CUCAUUAACCCCCACCUCGAAAUAUAACAAGGCAGUGCUUUUAGGAAACCCUCUCAUUCCCAUCUUUAAAAAAAAAAAUACAGUCCAGGUCAGCUGAGCAACCCUGGCAUGCAGCCCAGUGCAGAAUCCGAGUGGGCAAAGGACUCAAGUGGCUUACAUUAUAACUGCGUUGAGGAACCAGAGGUUAUAGUUAGCCGAAUUGCAGCUGGCUUCUCAAAUCAGGCCCAGCCAGCACAAUGCUGAAUGCAAGAAGCGUCCUGGUAACAGGAUCCAACCGGGGCAUUGGCUUGGAGCUGAUCCGGCAGCUGCUGGGAAAAAGCAAGCGGCCAGAAUGGGUCUUUGCUACCUGCAGGGACCCAGAGGGACCACGUGGCCAGGAGCUGAAGGGUUUGGCUGCCAAGCACCAUGAAAUGAAGAUCGUUCCCCUUGAGGCCACAGAUCCAUCCAGCAUCCAGGCUGCUGCCACUGAAGUAACUGAAACGCUGCAAGGAGCUGGGCUGAACCUCCUGAUCAACAAUGCAGCGAUUGCAAGGCUGAGCACUCUGGAAUCGGAGACGCCAGAGGACAUGUCUGAGCUUUACAAAAACAACACAAUAGGGCCCAUGCUGGUGACCAAGGCAUUCCUGCCUUUGCUGAGGAAGGCGUCCCAGAAAAGCCCCCAGAAAGGGAUGAGCUGCAGCAAAGCUGCCAUUGUCAACGUCUCCAGUGAAGGAGGUUCCAUCACUAAUGUCCUCAUGUGGGAUCUUGGGCAUUUCAUCAGUUACCGCUGUAGUAAGGCUGCUUUGAACAUGCUCACGCGGUGCCAGUCACUGGGAUAUUCAGAAGAUGAGAUCCUGUGCAUUGCAUUGCACCCUGGAUGGGUGCAGACAGACAUGGGAAGUUCAGAGGCCCCUCUGACAGUGGAUGCAAGUGUGAGAGCCAUACUGAAAACCCUUGGCCAUCUCUCUGAGAAAGACAACGGCACUUUUGUGAACUGGGAGGGGUCAGCCGUGCCUUGGUGACAAGACAGGGCAAUAAAAAUGUGAAACUUAUAGAAGGGCCAUCUUCCUUUACUUCAUACAGGAGAGGAAUGUGGCUGCAAGAGGCAAACUGCUUUACCUAUUCCUUCAUCUUUUCCCAUCAUGUUCUAGUAAUUUAAUACUAAUGAUUGCCAGUCUGUUUAACGGCACUAUCUAUUAAGAGGUGAGACUUUGUCCUUGUAUUUCUACUGAGUUGGACUCCUGGUCCGAUUUACAACAAAUCAAUUUUUUAUCAGCAGAAGGGCAGGUUGGUCAUGGCAAAGGCAGCCUCUUUGGCACUAGCAGCUGAAAGAUGUUUUUACAAGCAGUCAUGGGAUGGAUUGUUCUAAGGAGCCGUGGCUCUUUGUCGCUUGACAUCUUUUAUCUUUAAUUAUGCUGUGCACAUGGAUUUUGUUGCAACUGUACUUACUUGUAAAUAUGUUCAAGACGAUUAAAAUCAUUAAUUAUUCAA
This is a messenger RNA of Heteronotia binoei (common prickly gecko), 1470 nucleotides long. Its product is annotated as C-signal-like. The record is from RefSeq and is a predicted model, not a curated record. Bases 237 to 1001 code for a protein of 254 amino acids. The transcript has 6 exons. Lineage: Eukaryota; Metazoa; Chordata; Lepidosauria; Squamata; Gekkonidae.